Messenger RNA from Paraglomus occultum, 918 nucleotides. The record is from the annotation of a GenBank genome assembly. Lineage: Eukaryota; Fungi; Glomeromycota; Glomeromycetes; Paraglomerales; Paraglomeraceae.
AUGGGUGGCUGUUGUUCUCUAAUACGACGAAAAAAGUACGAGCAAUCCGGCUCCAAAUUCAAAGUCAUAGAUGGACGACGAUUUCAAAUAUUGGAUGAUUCAAACUAUACUCUACCAAACGAUGCAGGAGAAGAAGAGAGAUUAGACAUACAACACUUUGUCCUAAAACAUGCAUUCAACGGGAAUUUUUCAGCACCUGUCGACCAGCUGUUGAGAAAGGGGGGGGCAAGAGUACUUGACGUCGGCUGCGGUUCGGGCAUUUGGACUUUCGAACUAGCCAAAGAAUAUCCCAAGUCUCAUUUUGUCGGCAUAGACCUUGCGCCUGUGAACCUUAAGGACGAAAAACUUAGUAACGUCGAAUUCAUAGAAUAUAAUGUUCUUGAUGGGCUUCCUUUUGAGAGCAAUUCGUUCGAUUACGUAUUUGCCAGAGCUCUUGUCGCGGUGUAUACAAGAUCACAAUGGACUGAGCUUGCUAUUCCCGAGUACACGAGGAUUAUCAAGCCAGGCGGGUGGUUAGAGUUGAUGGAGUGGGAUACAGUUUUAAAAGGUGGAGCCGCAAAUGUUAAACGUAUGAAUAAUGCACUUAUUGGCAUGUGUGAUCAAAAAGACCUUAUUGCGGCACCUGGCUAUGAAAUUCAAAGCUUCCUUGAACAAUCUGGCCAUUAUACAAACAUUGGUUACGAGCAAAAGCCAGUCCCGAUAGGACCAAAGGGGGAAAAGUACGCUGAAAUGGCAAUACGAGACUGGCGAGAUGUCUGGCAGGGCCUGAAAUUAAUCUUUUCGUCAGUCAUGCAAGUGUCUGGGGAACACUAUGAUGCAAUUUCCGAGGCUGCAGUCGGCGAAUUGAUAAAAUCUGGUGUUAUUUGGGAAAAUAUGAGAGCGUGGGGUCAGAAAAAGGAUCGCAUUUACACUGAUUAG